AUGGACGCCUCAGAGACGGAAGGCGCUCGAAAGGACACGAAGGCGUUGACGGAAGGAAGCGUGAGCGAGGUCAACUCCUUGAAGGACGUCAUCCGGGACAUCGAUUCGGGAGAGAUCAACGAGCUAUCGGUCGUCGCAGAAGGUGAAGAAAAGACCACUUGGUUCGUCUGGAUCUUAGUGGCGUGCUCGACCAUUUCCGGGCUUCUUUUUGGUGAAUUCAUCACAUCAGCGACAACUUUGGGUGCUUUGUUGGGCGGAUUGGUUGCCGGUGUUCUUUCAGAUUGGACAGGCCGGAGAUUGGUGUUGGGCAUCGCAGAUAUAAUUUUCAUCGGAGGAGCAAUUGCUCAAGCCGUAUGCCAUGACGUAUGGAGCAUGAUUGGUGGUCGUUUUCUUAUCGGAAUUGGUGUCGGGUUGGCUGCGUGCAUAGCACCCUUAUACAUCCAGGAGCUUUCACCGACUCGGCUCCGUGGAAGAAUGGUCGUCUUGAAUGUUGUUAUGAUCACAUUAGGACAAGUCAUUGCCUAUGGUAUCGGGGCAGGCUUCUUCCAUGUCCGUGGUGGAUGGCGGUGGAUGGUUGGCCUGGGUGCUGUACCUGCAGGAGUCCAAAUAUUUUUCCUAUUCUUCUUGCCAGAAAGCCCCCGGAUUCUGGUGCGAAGAGGAGAUAAAGCAGGCGCGCACAGGGUCAUGACCAAGAUCUAUGCGUAUGCUAAACUCGAGGAGGUGGAGCUAAAGGUCAAAGUUCUUCAAGCUGCUGUACACCAAAGUAUAGAGAUUACAAAGAGUACUACCUUCCUGCAACGUUUCCGCUCCAUGAUAUUCAACCCCGUCAACAGACGUGCGCUCAUUGUCGGGUGUGGGAUGCAAGCCUUCCAACAACUAUGCGGGUUUAACACGCUCAUGUACUACUCCGCCACGCUGUUUAAGGAGAUAGGAUUCGACCAGCCGACGGCCGUCGGGCUUAUUAUCUCUGGGACGAAUUUCAUCUUCACGCUCGUAGCUCUCAAGUGGAUUGACAAGAUUGGGAGGAGGAAGAUUAUGGUGUGGAGCGCGCCGGGUAUGAUAGUAGGCUUGACAUUCGCGAGUAUCGCCUUCCAUUUCAUGACCCAGAAAACGAGCGGCAAUCUGAUAGAUGGGACGGAAUACUCCAGAGCCUGGUCAUCGAUCGUAUUGCUAUCCAUGAUCGUAUUCGUAGCUUCGUACGCGACUGGCCUCGGAAAUGUCCCAUGGCAACAGGGCGAGCUUUUUGGACUCGAAGUUCGCGGGAUCGGCACUUCCUUGUCUACCGCCACCAACUGGGCAGGCAACUUGGUCAUCGGAUCAACCUAUCUAUCGUUGAUGGCAGCUAUCACGCCCGCCGGUGCGUUCGGGUUCUACGCAGGCCUCUGCCUCCUCGGAUGGCUCUUUGUCCUGUGUUGCUUCCCGGAGACGGCGGGGUUAAGUUUGGAGGAGGUUAAAAUGGUCUUUAGAACUGGGUUUGGAAUCAAGGAAAGCCAGAGACUGAGGCUGGCGAAGCAAGAGAUCAAAGAUAGGGAAAAGGAAAGGAAGAGAAAUGAGAAGGUAGAGACAGCCUAG
Molecule: messenger RNA, 1572 nt
Organism: Cyclocybe aegerita
Lineage: Eukaryota; Fungi; Basidiomycota; Agaricomycetes; Agaricales; Hemipholiotaceae
Source: the annotation of a GenBank genome assembly